GCAGCCGCAGCCGGCCGCGCGGUGGGCUUCCCGGGGCUGUAGCAGGGACUCUCCCGCGCCUGUGCUUUCGUGCGCCCCGGCUUGCUCCCCGCUGCGUCGGUCCGCUGGCCGGUCCGGCUGAGCUGCUCGUCCUUCGGCUCCGGACCGAGUCUCCACGGUCACCGCAGGGCCCCGCCCACCAAACCCUGCCCGGGGCUGCCUGUCUGCCCGUUUGGACCUUGCUGUUGAUGACACCUGGCGGAAGGCUGCCAUGGAGGGGGAUGGUUCAGAUCCACUGGUUACCAUCAAGAAUAUCGAAAGAGAGCUCAUUUGCCCUGCAUGCAAGGAGCUGUUUACCCACCCAUUGAUUCUCCCUUGUCAACAUAGUAUCUGUCAUAAAUGUGUGAAAGAACUCUUACUGACUCUUGAUGAUUCAUUCAAUGACAUGGGAUCAGACAACUCCAAUCAGAGCAGUCCUCGACUUUGGCUCCCUUCUUCUAGCCUGGAUAAGAUUAACAGACCAGCAUCACAACGAAGAUCUUUGGGGUGGAGAGGCUGGAAGCGCACUUCAUUGACCCCUAGAACAACUGUUUUUCCUUGCCCUGGCUGUGAGCAUGAUGUGGAUCUUGGAGAACGAGGAAUCAACGGUCUGUUUCGAAAUUUCACUUUGGAAACUAUUGUCGAAAGAUACCGGCAAGCAGCUAGGGCAGCCACAGCCAUUAUGUGUGACCUUUGUAAACCGCCACCUCAGGAAUCCACAAAAAGUUGCAUGGACUGUAGUGCAAGCUACUGCAAUGAAUGCUUCAAAAUUUAUCAUCCUUGGGGUACUGUAAAAGCUCAGCAUGAAUAUGUGGGCCCAACCACUAAUUUUAGACCCAAGAUUUUAAUGUGCCCAGAACAUGAAACGGAGAGAAUAAAUAUGUACUGUGAAUUAUGUAGGAGGCCAGUUUGUCAUCUCUGUAAGUUAGGUGGUAAUCAUUCCAAUCAUCGUGUGACCAGUAUGAGCAGUGCCUAUAAAACCUUAAAGGAAAAGCUUUCAAAGGAUAUUGAUUACCUUAUUGGUAAGGAGAGCCAGGUGAAGAGUCAAAUUUCUGAACUAAACUUGUUAAUGAAAGAAAUGGAGUGUAAUGGAGAGAGGGCUAAAGAAGAAGCAAUUAUACAUUUUGAAAAGCUCUUUGAAAUUCUAGAAGAGAGGAAGUCAUCUGUUUUGAAAGCAAUUGAUGCUUCUAAGAAACUAAGAUUAGACAAAUUUCAGACUCAAAUGGAAGAAUAUCAGGGACUUCUAGAGAACAAUGGGCUGGUGGGAUAUGCUCAAGAAGUGCUUAAGGAGACGGAUCAGUCUUGCUUUGUACAGACAGCAAAACAACUCCACCUCAGAAUACAGAAGGCUACAGAAUCUUUGAAGAGCUUUAGACCUGCAGCUCAGACUUCUUUUGAAGACUAUGUUGUUAAUACAUCUAAACAAAUGGAUCUUCUUGGAGAACUGUCCUUCUUCUCUAGUGGCAUAGAUGUUCCAGAGAUCAAUGAGGAACAGAGCAAAGUUUAUAACAAUGCCUUGAUAAAUUGGGACCAUCCAGAAAAGGAUAAAGCUGAUAGCUAUGUACUUGAAUAUCGGAAGAUUAAUAGAGAUGAUGAAAUAUUGUCAUGGAAUGAGAUAGAAGUGCAUGGCACGAGUAAAGUUGUUUCAGAACUUGAAAGCAAUUGCAGCUAUGCUUUUAGAGUGAGAGCCUACAAGGGUUCAAUCUGUAGUCCUUGCAGCAGAGAAUUGAUUCUUCAUACUCCUCCAGCUCCAGUUUUCAGUUUCCUCUUUGAUGAAAAAUGUGGCUAUAAUAAUGAACACCUCCUGCUGAACUUGAAGAGAGACCGGGUAGAGAGCAGAGCUGGAUUUAAUCUUCUACUUGCUGCUGAACGUAUCCAAGUGGGUUGUUACACAAGCUUGGACUACAUCAUUGGAGACGUUGGAAUUACAAAAGGGAAACACUUUUGGGCCUUCCGUGUGGAACCGUAUUCAUACUUGGUAAAAGUGGGAGUUGCUUCCAGCAAUAAACUACAAGAAUGGCUCCAUUCUCCCCGGGAUGCGGUUAGUCCAAGAUAUGAGCAAGACAGUGGGCAUGACAGCGGAAGUGAAGAUGCCUGUUUUGAUUCUUCACAGCCCUUCACAUUAGUUACUAUAGGCAUGAAGAAAUUUUUUAUACCCAAGUCACCUACUUCUUCUAAUGAACCUGAACAUCGAGUUCUUCCCAUGCCAACAAGUAUAGGGAUUUUCCUUGACUAUGAUAAAGGCAAAGUGGGUUUCUAUGACAUGGAUCACAUGAAAUGCCUUUAUGAGCGCCAAGUGGACUGUUCACAUACCAUGUAUCCAGCAUUCGCAUUAAUGGGCAGUGGAGGAAUUCAACUUGAAGAACCCAUCACAGGAAAAUGUCUGGAAUACCUAGAGAACAUGUAGUUUAAACAUCCGAUGUGGCUGAGGAUGAAAGUGUGAGCAAAACAAUGCCUUAGUGUUAACCUUCGUAACUAAUCACACAUCAUCUAAGUAUUUGGUCACUACCUUUGUUUUUUGUGUAUGAUUCUUCUUAAAACACAGAAAACCUAAACAGCCUUGUCUCUUCCAUGUUGGUGUUCUGCCUUUCACAAAUGAUGGGAAGGAAGACGUUCUUUCCUAGUUAAUGAUUAAUGGUUUCCUAGUUAAUUGAAAUGUUUAACUUUGCAACUGGAUUCUCUUUCCUUUUAUGCACAGUAAAUCUUAUGUCAGCUGGUAUUGCUGAUACUUAACAUUCCUGUUUUGGGAGGGGGUACAAAAGUAUUUAUUUUGGUUUUUUUUUUUUUUUUUUUUGGUUUUUUAUUUUUAUAUCCUGUUUAUAUCCUAAGAGAAGAUAUUUUUUAAAUGCCUUAUGGAUAGAAAUGAGUACUAAACAGUGUGUCUUGCAUUUGUUUUUAAUAGGAAAACAUUAUAGAUAGGUAAGAAGAAAAGGACCAUAAAAUGGUAGUAUAUUUAAGUGGAAAAUUAUGUAUUUUAAAGUUUGUAACUAAGUAUUAAGAGUAUAUUGCCUAGAAAAUGACUACUGCUGUUUUGUUUUUUGUUUGACUACAAGUUGUAUUGAACAUUUUUAAGAGUUCCCUUAGCUGUAAUACCCAUUAACUGGCAUGUGUAGUAAACAUGGUUUCUUGCAGGAAACACAAAGUUCUUAAGAACCACAUGAAACUUUUCACUUCCUAUAUUUUUUUCCAGUAAAAUUUAUCUUCAGUUUUUCUUACUCUGUGAACAUACUUGUGCUUGUAUCAAAUAAUUAUUUUUCAGAAAUAUUAGUGAAGGUGGGCUGAUAUCUAACACAUAUUGGUUCUCUUGCACUCUUCUUGUGUCUUGUGAUUUUCAUUUUUUGGCACAAAUAGUACAUAUCAGAUUUUCCUGAUUUAUGUUUACAUGUUUGAAAAGUUCAGGAUAUAUUUUUAGUAGCAUUAAAUAUAUUAUAAAAUGUGGAGUAAUUGACCAUAUGGCAUUUUCU
Cynocephalus volans (Philippine flying lemur) is the source of this 3482-nucleotide messenger RNA. RefSeq names its product tripartite motif containing 36 (gene TRIM36). Gene Ontology annotation, biological process: acrosome reaction; spindle organization. Gene Ontology annotation, cellular component: acrosomal vesicle. Gene Ontology annotation, molecular function: zinc ion binding; ubiquitin-protein transferase activity; protein binding. The record is from RefSeq and is a predicted model, not a curated record. Bases 251 to 2425 code for a protein of 724 amino acids. Lineage: Eukaryota; Metazoa; Chordata; Mammalia; Dermoptera; Cynocephalidae. The transcript has 11 exons.